AAAAAUACCAGACUUUGAGUACGAUGGUCUGGCUGACACAGAGGUGGCGCGAUGAGUAUCUGAUGUGGGAGCCCCGAGCCUACAACAACCUUACAGUUCUUCGUAUACCCGCAAGCAAGAUAUGGCUGCCAGAUACUGUUCUCUAUAACACUCGCCAAUCGAACAACGACCAGCUCAUGACAGUGGAGACGUUGACCAUUGUCAAAAGCGACGGUUCCGUUGACUGGAGUGCCCCCCUCACCAUGAUCAGCGAAUGCAGUAUCAAUGUGUACUACUACCCGUUUGACCAGCAGGAGUGCGCCCUCAAGAUGGGGUCGUGGCAACAUGAUAGGAAGUUCAUCGACUAUCUAGAUGGAACUGCUGAUUCGGCCACCGAGCAGCGUAAUGGAGAGUGGGACACAACGAGUAUCAAAGCUCAUAGCAACAUCAAGGUGUACUCCUGCUGUCCCGAUAAAGAGUACCCUGAUGUCACCUUUACCAUCAACAUCAGUCGGAAGCCUCUGUUCUAUGUCGUCAACCUGAUCGUCCCAUGCGUCAUGAUCUCGAUGAUGUCAGUGCUGGAGUUCAUCCUCCCCUGCAACUCUGGGGAGAAGGUGUCUUUGGGUAUCACGGUUCUCCUUUCCCUUACAGUCUUCAUGCUGGUGAUCGCAGAGAACAUGCCGGCCACCAGUGAUAAUAUUCCAGUUCUAGCCCGGUACUACAUCAUCACGAUAUUCCUGGUGUCGUUUAGUACAGUCAUGACUGUUCUGGUCCUCAGCCUACACCAUCGCCGCUCUCCUGUACCUCGAUGGGUGCGCCAUGUGUUCCUACGUGUCCUCAGCAGUAUGCUCUGUAUGAGGGUCGAAUCGUCCAAGAACUCAACAGGAAGUCUCUACGAUCGACCCACUGGUCCUGCUGGUGUCCACAGCACGGGGAUCCACUUCGAGCUUAUCAGCAAUAACGAAUCCCUCUCCGCUUCGGCGACGGACUACGCCCUCAAAGAAGAGACACUGCUUGGGUCUGGAGACAUCUGUAAUGACCUUGACAGCGGUGGGCUGCAUGGCCGAUCGGGAGGUACGACAGGACUCGGAGCAGGUGGUGGAGGUCGUGGGAAUGGAAGAGGGGAUAGUGGAGGGGGGCAUCGUCAGUAUAGCUGGAAGGAUCGUUCUUUCAGGGACAUCCAGAACAACGUAAAGUUUCUUGCCAGUCGGUACGCUGAUAGAGAUCAGGACGAACAGAUUACAUCGGAUUGGCAGAAUGUGGCAAGAGUGGUGGACCGCUUCUUCCUGAUCAUCUACAUCGUGUGUGUAAUCCUCAUGGAUGUUGUGAUGGUUCUUCAGGUCAACUAGCACUUUUGGUUCUCGAGGACUAGCAACAAGGAUGUGAAAAGGAACGUUCA
Molecule: messenger RNA, 1378 nt
Organism: Strongylocentrotus purpuratus (purple sea urchin)
Lineage: Eukaryota; Metazoa; Echinodermata; Echinoidea; Camarodonta; Strongylocentrotidae
Product: neuronal acetylcholine receptor subunit alpha-9-like
Exons: 5
Coding region: 24-1328 (434 amino acids)
Biological process (GO): signal transduction; regulation of membrane potential; chemical synaptic transmission
Cellular component (GO): membrane; synapse; neuron projection
Molecular function (GO): neurotransmitter receptor activity; transmembrane signaling receptor activity; extracellular ligand-gated monoatomic ion channel activity
Source: RefSeq, a predicted model, not a curated record